This is a messenger RNA of Fukomys damarensis (Damara mole-rat), 2112 nucleotides long. RefSeq names its product NIMA related kinase 2 (gene Nek2). The record is from RefSeq and is a predicted model, not a curated record. Gene Ontology annotation, biological process: protein phosphorylation. Gene Ontology annotation, molecular function: ATP binding; protein kinase activity. The transcript has 9 exons. NCBI's taxonomy places the organism in Eukaryota, Metazoa, Chordata, Mammalia, Rodentia, Bathyergidae. The coding region runs from base 1 to 1479 and encodes 492 amino acids.
AUGAGAGAGGCGGUGCUGCGGUCUGGGGGCUCGUGGUCACCAUGGGGUGGGCCCUUCUUCAGUCCUGAGCUUGAGCGGCUAGGAGAGACGUGGACCCGAGAGGCCCUGGCUCCGGUGGCCGCGUGCUGCUCUGGAGCUCCCGCCUCCGGGGACGGCGCGGCCGCCAGGAGCUGUCGGGACUUUGACCGCCUCUCCCGGAUUUGCCAGUUCCGCGUCACGCAGCUGAGAAUACUGGUUUGGAAAGAGCUCGACUAUGGCUCCAUGACAGAGGCGGAGAAGCAGAUGCUCGUGUCCGAAGUCAAUCUGCUCCGUGAGCUCAAACACCCGAACAUUGUCCGUUACUAUGAUCGAAUCAUUGACCGCAGCAACACAACGCUGUACAUUGUUAUGGAAUAUUGUGAAGGCGGGGACCUGGCUAGUGUCAUUACGAAGGGAACCAGGGACAGACAGUACUUAGAUGAAGAGUUCGUUCUUCGGGUGAUGACUCAGCUGACGCUGGCCCUGAAGGAGUGUCACAGGCGAAGCGACAGCGGCCACACGGUGCUGCAUCGGGACCUGAAACCAGCCAACGUUUUCUUGGAUGGCAAGCGAAACGUCAAGCUCGGAGACUUCGGGCUCGCCAGGACAUUGAGCCACGACAUGAGUUUUGCGAAAACAUUUGUUGGCACACCAUACUACAUGUCUCCUGAACAAAUGAAUCGCAUGUCUUACAAUGAGAAGUCCGACAUCUGGUCCCUGGGUUGUUUGCUGUAUGAACUGUGUGCGCUAAUGCCUCCGUUUACAGCUUUCAACCAGAAAGAACUGGCUGGGAAGAUCAGGGAGGGUAAAUUCCGGCGGAUUCCUUACCGCUUCUCGGACGAGCUAAAUGACCUCAUUACGAGGAUGUUGGAUUUAAAGGAUUACCACCGGCCCUCCGUGGAGGAAAUUCUUGAGAACCCUUUGAUAGCUGACAUGGUCGCAGAAGAGCAGCAGGGACAGCUGGAACGGAGAGAGCACAGAGCAGCCGGCACUGGGGAGCCUGAGAAGCCAGGGGACUCCAGCCCGGCGCUGAGCGAGCUGCGGAGGAAGGAGCUGCAGCUGCAGGAGCGAGCGCGGGCCCUCCGGGAGCGGGAGGACAUGCUGGAGCAGAAGGAGCGUGAGCUGUGUGUGCGGGAGAGGCUGGCAGAGGACAAGCUGGCCCGCGCCGAGGGGCUGCUCAAGAGCUGCGGGCUGCUGAGGGAGCGGAGGCUUCUGUCUCUGGCCAGCGCUCCAGAACUUCUCGAUCUGCCAUCCUCAACAAUUAAGAAGAAGGUUCACUUCAACAGGGAGAGCAAAGAGAACACAGUGAGGGAUGAGAGCUCGGAGAGCCAGCUCACCUCCAAGUCCAAGUGCAAGGACCUGAAGAAGAGGCUUCAUGCUGCACAACUGCAGGCGCAGGCUCUGUUGGACCUAGAGAAGAACUACCAGCUCAAGAGCAGGCAGAUCUUGGGCAUGCGCUAGCCUGGGAGCCGCGGUGGGGCCUGGGAGCCGCGGGGGCUCCUGGGAGCCGUGGGUCAGGCACAGGAUUUAGUGCUGCUGUCCUUUAGAGAUGGGUGUUAACUGCUGUGGCUUUCUAUCCCUAGUUCCUGUGCCUCACCUUUCUGUAUAGUGAGCUUGAUAUUUUGGAAUUGCUUUUGCUAUUCUCAGCAACUGUUGUACCAGAUGUUCACAUUUGAAUUUUUCUUUCUUCUUUUAAGACCAUUUUAAGGAAGGAAUGAUUCUUUCUGGGUUGUUUGGGCUGUUAAUCCUGUGUGUGUUUACUACUAGGAAUAUGAGAUCGGACAUUCUACAUAUGGAGGGAGAAAUGUUAGGGAAAAAAAUAUUCGUGCAGGAGCAGCUCUUCUUGGGAAGUUUUAAAUGACCGAUUUGUGUGUUUGCAACUGUCAUGUCUAGCUUUAGAGUCAGAUGUGAGGUUUUAAAUGUUCUUGAACUUCUUGGGGAACCAGAUUGGAUAUAAAUUGGUCACCCCAAGACAUCUUGUUUGUAAAUACACCCUGCAGUGCAGAUCUGUGACGGUGGUGGGGAUUCAUCUCUGUGUUGUAUUCUUCCAUUCCUCGUUACUCUGUUUAACAGUGUCUACACUGGCUAUCCCCC